AUGUCUUCAAUUAAAAUCUGUGUUUCAACUGGUUCAGAAUCCAAAGGUGAAUUAACAACAAUUUCUUCAGGUGAUUUUCCUCAAAUCAAUGAUGAUCAAAUUCUUUUCAAAGGUGUUGCUUACGCCCUUAAUCCAACUGAUUGGAAACAUAUGUUAAAUCAUUGGGGUGCACCAGGAUCAAUCAGUGGUUCAGAUGCAGCUGGGAUUGUUACUCAAGUAGGUAAGAAUGUGAAAGGAUUUGAAGUUGGUGAUUAUGUAUCUACCACUUUACAUGGUAAUUAUAGACCUGAUAGAGGGGCAUUUGCUGAAUAUGUCAUUGCUGAUCCCGUCAUCACUAUCAAAUAUGAUAAAACUAAAUUUUUAGCAGAACCAUUAUCUGCUGGACAAACUGAUUCAAGUAUUAUUAAUUCUUUUGAAGGAGCUGCUGCUAUCACUUUAAGUUUAGCAACUGUUGGUUUAUCAUUCAGUAAUUCCUUGAAAAUUAAGCCAAACAAGGCUGAGAAUGCUUCCAAGUACAUUUUAAUUUGGGGUGGUGCCACUUCAACUGGUAUCGUCGGUAUUCAAAUUGCUAAGUUAGUGUAUGGAUUAAAGGUCAUUACUACUGCAUCUAAGAAACAUCAUGAAUUCUUGAAAUCAUUAGGAGCUGAUGAAACUUUUGAUUACCGUGAAUCAAAUGUCGUUGACCAAAUUAAGAAAGUAGCCAAUGGUAAGAUCUAUUAUGCUUUAGAUACUGUCGCAAAUAAUGAAACCUUUCAACAAACUUAUGAUGCAACUAUUGGAUCACCAACUGAAGCAUUUGAUAAUUUAUUAUCGUUAACCAAAGAAGAUAUCAAGACUGAAUCCGAUAAUCAUUCUAGAUUUGCAUCUUCAUUAGUUUAUUUAGUUGAUGGUAAACCACAUUCCUUAGGAUCAGUAAUUUAUCCAACUCAAGAAUUAUUAGAUGAUUAUCAUCAAUUCUGGUAUGAAUUAUUACCUCCAUACGUACCAUACUUAAAGAAUCCAAAUCUUAGAGUUUUAAAACCUGGUUUUAAAUCAGUUAAUGAAGGUCUUGAAUUAUUAAGAGAUGAUAAAAUUAGUGGUGAAAAACUUGUAUUCAGAUUUGAAUAG
Molecule: messenger RNA, 1107 nt
Organism: Scheffersomyces coipomensis
Lineage: Eukaryota; Fungi; Ascomycota; Pichiomycetes; Serinales; Debaryomycetaceae
Product: zinc-binding alcohol dehydrogenase family protein
Exons: 1
Coding region: 1-1107 (368 amino acids)
Molecular function (GO): oxidoreductase activity, acting on NAD(P)H
Source: RefSeq, a predicted model, not a curated record